AUGCCGAUUAAUCAACCUAGUAAUCAAAUCAAACUCACCAACGUUUCUGUAGUCCGUUUGAAAAAAGGUGGCAAACGUUUUGAGAUCGCAUGUUACAAAAAUAAGGUCAUGGAAUGGAGGAAUGGAGUGGAGACGGAUUUAGACGAAGUUCUUCAAAUAAAAAAUGUGUUCUCAAAUGUAUCAAAAGGGCAAGUUGCGGCACAAGGUGAUCUUCAAAAAGCAUUCAAGAAUGAGGAUAUGAGUAAAAUUAUUGAAGAAAUUUUGAAGAAGGGAGAACUUCAAGUUAGUGAGAAAGAAAGGUCGCAUCAGAUUGAUAAUACUUAUCGUGAGAUUGCUAUGAUUGUUGCAGAGAAAUGUGUUAACCCGCAAACUAAACGACCAUAUACUGUAACCAUGAUUGAAAAAGCAUUGGGGGAGAUACAUCUCUCGGUAAAUGUGAACAAGAGUACAAAAUCACAGGCGUUGGAAGCGAUCAAACAGCUUCAGGAGAAAAAAGUCAUUCCAAUUUCACGUGCUCAAAUGCGUUUGAGAAUCACAAUGCCAAAUUCUAAGGAGACUAAGAAAGUAAAGGAAAAGUUGACACCUUUGAUUGCAAAUAUUGAGGACGAAAACUGGGAUAAUGAAUAUGAACUGAUAUGUUUAAUCGAUCCUGGGCAGUAUAGGACCAUUGGUGAUAUAUUGGAAAAAAAUAUAAAAGGAAAUGGUCAAAUAGAAUUGUUAUCUCUUAAUGACACAAGUGAAGGAGAUAUAAAAUUUUGA
This is a messenger RNA of Scutellospora calospora, 759 nucleotides long. The record is from the annotation of a GenBank genome assembly. Lineage: Eukaryota; Fungi; Glomeromycota; Glomeromycetes; Diversisporales; Gigasporaceae.